AGACAUUUAGCGAUGUCUCAAACCACUCGGUAUCCGGUUAAGGGAGUUGACAACCCUAAGCAAUAAUACCACAACAAAUCAAGAAUUUAUUGUUGUGAUUUGCCUUUUAAAGCCAUAAAAUAUGAUAGAAAUAACGUGUAACGAUCGUCUUGGCAAGAAGGUGCGCGUCAAGUGCAACCCGGACGACACCAUCGGGGACCUCAAGAAACUAAUCGCGGCACAAACGGGCACAAAGCACGAGAAGAUUGUCCUGAAGAAGUGGUACACAAUCUUCAAGGACCCGAUUCGCCUAUCCGACUAUGAAAUCCACGAUGGCAUGAAUCUGGAACUUUACUACCAAUAAAACUGCAAGGGAGUACCGUUCCUGUGUCGAGUUUGUCUAAUUUUUAUAUCUUCUUUAAUAAAUAAACAAAUUUUGAAUAAUGUA
Molecule: messenger RNA, 427 nt
Organism: Drosophila simulans
Lineage: Eukaryota; Metazoa; Arthropoda; Insecta; Diptera; Drosophilidae
Gene: ubl
Product: ubiquitin-like protein 5
Exons: 3
Coding region: 122-343 (73 amino acids)
Biological process (GO): mRNA splicing, via spliceosome; protein modification process
Cellular component (GO): nucleus; cytoplasm
Molecular function (GO): protein tag activity; protein binding
Source: RefSeq, a predicted model, not a curated record